This is a messenger RNA of Dovyalis caffra, 297 nucleotides long. The record is from the annotation of a GenBank genome assembly. Lineage: Eukaryota; Viridiplantae; Streptophyta; Magnoliopsida; Malpighiales; Salicaceae.
AUGCUGCCUGGAAGAGCCUCGUGGAAUGGCCUGAUAGAAACCCAAAAAGAGACACAUGAAAGUGAAGUUUCCAAUAGCAGCUUAGUCAAUGCCAAUGAUGAAGAUAGAACAGCCAAAAGCAUCUUCUGUUGGUUUUUGAGCUCUCUCAUUUCCUGUUGCCUUGUAGACAUGGAAAAUCAGAUUCGACUUCCAGGAUAUCCUAACAAGAUAAGUAAAACAAGAAGGCUGACAGGCAAGCGCUUGAUGCUGAAUCCACCAAUUAUCAAUUCCAUAGCCAAAAAGAGGGUCUUGAGUUAA